AUGGAAUGGAGAUUGACCUUUCCAACCGCGAGCUUGCUUAUGCUCAUGCUUAUGUCGUCGCUCGCUAAGAAUCAAGCACAAGCACGAAAUGUCUUCAAUAUCAAAGAUUUUGGAGCAGUUGAUGAUGGAAAUACUGACGGUAGCAAAGCUUUAUCCGAUGCGUGGAGUAAAGCUUGUAACUCGCGAGGGACCGCUGUCGUUUUAAUCCCAAGCGGCACUUAUCUGCUGGGUCCAGUGCGGCUCGCGGGUCCUUGCAAUGGCGCAAUAGAAUUUCAAAUCAAAGGGGAUCUGAAGGCUUUUAAUAGCCCUCAACUCGGUAUCGAUCAUUGGAUUACAUUCAGGUACAUUGAGGAUCUGACGAUUACCGGAGGAGGAGUGCUUGAUGGCCAAGGAGCUGCUGCAUGGCCGUCUAACGACUGCAAGAAAAACCCCAAUUGCCAGGCACUUCCAGUGACCAUGAGACUUGAUUUCGUGUCGAACGCACGGAUUCACGAUGUGACAUCUCUCAACAGCAAGAACUUCCACUUCAAUAUUUUCUCCUGCAAAAACAUCACCUUUGAGCGCGUUACCAUAAAAGCUCCGGACGAAAGCCCGAAUACUGAUGGAAUCCACAUGGCUCUCUCCAGCAACGUUUUCAUCAGAGAUUCGGACAUAGGCACCGGAGACGACUGCAUAUCUCUAGGGCCUGGAAGCAAAAACAUAAACAUGACAGACAUUACUUGCGGGCCUGGGCACGGUAUAAGUAUCGGGAGCCUUGGAGGUACGCCAAAUGAACCGGCCGUGGCUAAGGUGUUCUUAGGGAGCAGCACCUUCACAGGCACUACGAAUGCCUUGCGGAUCAAAACGAGGGCUCCCUCAUUCCAAGGCGCUGUUAAAGACAUCACCUUUCAAGACAUUAACGUCAAAAAUGCUGACAAUCCUAUAAUCAUUGAACAGCAAUACUGCCCAUCAAAAACAUGUAGCUCCCAGUCCUCACAAGUAAAGAUCAGCAACGUUAAGUUCAGCAACAUCAGAGGCACUUCAAGUUCGUCAGUUGCAAUUAAUAUUAAUUGCAGCCCAGCUGUUCCAUGCACAGGCAUCGAACUUAGAGACAUUGACUUAAAGUAUGAUGGAAGUGAUGGAAAUAAUGAAAAAGCAUCAUCAGUUUGUGAAAAUGCGCAAGUGCGGCUCGUGGGUCCCUGCAAUGGCCCGAUAGAAUUUCAGAUCAAAGGGGCUCUGAGAGCUUCUAAUAGCCCUCAACUCGGUAUCGACCAUUGGAUUACAUUCAGGUUCAUUGAUAGGCUGAGGAUUACCGGAGGAGUGCUUGAUGGCCAAGGAGCUGCUUCUUGGCCGUAUAAUGACUGCCGCAAAAACCCCAAUUGCAAGUCUCUCUCAGUGACAAUGAGGCUUGAUUUCGUGACGAAAGCAUGGAUUCGCCAUGUGACAUCUCUCAACAGCAAGAACUUCCACUUCAAUCUUUUCUCCUGCAAAGACAUCACCUUUGAUCAUGUCACAAUUACAGCUCCUGAGGACAGUCCGAAUACCGAUGGAAUCCACAUGGCUCGCUCCAGCAACGUUUUCGUCAGGGACUCGGUCAUAUCUACCGGAGAUGACUGCAUAUCUCUUGGGCCUGGCAGCAAAAACAUAAAAGUGACGGGCAUUGCUUGCGGGCCCGGGCAUGGAAUCAGUGUCGGGAGCCUCGGGGGUACGCCAAAUGAACCGCCUGUAACUACGGUUUUUGUUAGGAACUGCACCUUCACGGACACACAGAAUGGCAUGAGGAUCAAAACGCGGGCUCCCUCAUACCAAGGCGUUGUUCAAGACAUCACCUUUCAAGACAUCAUCGUCAAAAAUGCUGGCAAUCCUAUAAUCAUUGAUCAGCAGUACUGCCCAUCAAAAAAAUGUCGAAACCAGGUAUCCGUUCUCUUUGGCAACAUGCACCGCAUUUCGCACCUACUAGAAGAUCAACUUGGUGCAAUCGACAAAGAGGAGAAUAGAAGGAAAAGAUUCAUGGAAGUAUUUACAUGA
This is a messenger RNA of Eucalyptus grandis, 2007 nucleotides long. RefSeq names its product exopolygalacturonase. Gene Ontology annotation, biological process: carbohydrate metabolic process. Gene Ontology annotation, molecular function: polygalacturonase activity. NCBI's taxonomy places the organism in Eukaryota, Viridiplantae, Streptophyta, Magnoliopsida, Myrtales, Myrtaceae. The transcript has 6 exons. The coding region runs from base 1 to 2007 and encodes 668 amino acids. The record is from RefSeq and is a predicted model, not a curated record.